Messenger RNA from Manis pentadactyla (Chinese pangolin), 2365 nucleotides. Its product is annotated as eukaryotic peptide chain release factor GTP-binding subunit ERF3A-like. The transcript is spliced from 7 exons. Lineage: Eukaryota; Metazoa; Chordata; Mammalia; Pholidota; Manidae. The coding region runs from base 244 to 738 and encodes 164 amino acids. The record is from RefSeq and is a predicted model, not a curated record.
CCUCAGCGCGGCCUUCAGCCGGCAGCUCAACGUCAGUGCCAAACCCUUCGUGCCCAACGUCCACGCCGCCGAGUUCGUGCCGUCCUUCCUGCGUGGCCCUGCCCAGCCGUCGCCAUCCCCGGCUGGCGCCGCGCCGGCGCCCACCACCAUGGAGCCGACAGUGGCGCGGGAGGCCCUUCGGCACCUGUGGAACCUUCUGAAGAGGAACAAUUGUUGUGUGUAGGUUCAAAUUCAGCUGUUAGCAUGGAACUUUCAGAAACUGUUGUAGAAAAUGGGGAGACAGAAAUGUCCCCAGAAGAAUCACGGGAGCACAAAGAAGAAAUCAGUGAAGCAGAGCCAGUGGGUGGCUCCUUGGGAGGUGGAAGGCCCCCAGAGGAAGGUGCCCAGGAGAUGAUGGAGGAGGAAGAGGAGAUACCAAAACCCAAAUCUGUGGUUGCACCACCAGGUGCUCCUAAGAAGGAACAUGUAAAUGUUGUAUUCAUUGGGCAUGUAGAUGCUGGCAAGUCAACCAUUGGAGGACAAAUAAUGGUGCUGUCUCUCUCUGAAGUUGCCUGCACUUUUUCUCCUCUGGCCACAGCUGGCUCUUCUCUGCUCAUGAAAACAUUAGGCUCGUGUCUGCCUUUGGGCCUUUGCUCCUGUGCCUGCAACGUCCUCAACCCCAGCCGCUGUCCCUGCUCCCAACUCUGGAACUAUGGCCAUGGCCUCUGUUUUCUAUUGUCUCAGAAAGGCUGCCGCUGACCACCUAAAUAGCUCCUCCGGUCAUGAGUUACACCGCUACCUGAAACUGUUUACAGAUAACAUCUGUGAUAACAUCUCUCUCUCCACCACAGCAUACACCUCCUAGAGCAGAGACCGUGUCGGCACUUAAAACAGCACCUGGCACUGUAGACUGAGCUGGUGCAGUGUUUGACAAGGUCCAGGCACGAGGAGGAAUCCUGAAAACAGAAACCUCAUAGCUGGCCCCUGCUAAUUCCCGCACUUAUUUUUGCAGUUAUGAUGGUGAUUGGGCUCAUAUAUGGGAAAUCUUAUGUACUUAAGAUUAUUCAUCUUUAGUAAACAACAUAACCCACAAUAUUGAUCAAAGCAGCAAUUCCGGAAAUGAAAGCAGUGUUAUGGGACCAACUGUUCCAGGCAUACUGCCACAAAUAAGUGAGGUAGAACAACCCAGGCCUCUCUUAAACCUAGAUGCAGUUUGUCCUCCCCUUUGUAACAAUUCAAACAUGACUAACUGGGAUUUCUUUAGAAUAUUGGCAGACAAGGAGUUAUUGGAACCUAGGCCAUGGAAAAACCCAUUCUCCCAAGAAACAUAUAUGAAACAGCAAAGUAAUAAAGAUUAAUAGUCCCCACUGCCCAGGGCCCCACUUAUGUUGCUUAUAAUAUUAGAAGACACCUCUGGUAACGCCCUCAUAGAAAGAAUUUAUGAGCAAAAUAAAAUUUAUAUUUACAAAUAUCCCAUAUAUAAAAGUUUAUGAUAAAUUUAUAAAAUAUUACUAUAUUAAUAGUAAGGUAGUAAGAGCAGAUUUAGUGUUCUUAUAUAAAGGAUAAAGAGGACUGACUGCAAGGCCCUGGUGCCUGUAGAUGCAGGAGGAAAGGUGUAAACAUCUGAAAUUGUGGAAUGAAUAUUAUAAAAGAAUAAGGUGUUUUUGUUGUAUUCAUAGGAAUGUUAAGGAAUGGGUGAUAGGAGUACCAGCCCUAGAUUUUAGAUGUAAGCCUCUACCCACGUGUAGGAUAGGAUUUAAUUAAUAAUAUAGUUACACUUAAUAACCAAAAGGCAUAUAGCUUGCAUUUUAUAUAACCUGCUUAAACUUUAUAUAGCCUUAGACACAUAUCUAAAAGUCUAUAUAAUCUUACACACUUAAAGUAAAAAUCAUAGCCCACAUGCUUAACCCACACACUGUCUUACGCCAUUUUCUGUUUAGCACCUACCACAUAGCUUACAUGAAUUACUAAUCACAAUAGACUAGGGGAAAGUUAAAAAUUAAAUGUUAAAUGGCUACUAUUAGAAGAAAUAGUGAUGUUUACUUAAGGGUGAUAAGCUGAAAUUAUGUAAACUGACAGAAAAAGGAUUGUAUUAUUCAUAAUUUUAAAAAAUGUUCAACAUUAUGUAAACCGUAAAAAGAUACAAAAAUAAAGACCCUGCCGCUUGAUGUCAGGAGAUGUUACAACUUUAAUUGGGUGUUUCGUCUCCUCAUUGAUCUCACUCGCUGACACUGUCCUUUCCUUCGUGACCCACACCUCAGCUGGAGCUGGACUCCGACACCGAGCCCAUACCAAAUCUGAUGUGCAAACACAGACGUGUUCUGAGGCAUGCUGGCCACGUGGAAGGGAAAGGGUGUGCUCUGGCCAGCUGCACCCAGGGAGUUGU